AAAUCAUGGCGUAGCACACAAGUACACAGCCGAAUCUUCCAUUUGAAAGUGUAAAAUCAUCAACAACGCCGAAGGCAGUAGGGGUUGGGAACAUUGCACUGGAAAUGCCCCAUACCAUGUUGCCGGUCAUAGUGGCUCCAAAACCAGCUGCUACGCCUCUCUAUAUAAGUAGAAGUUACAAGCUCAACAUUUGCUCAAACCAAAGUACUAGAACAAAGACACAAACAUCUCUGAUACAACCACAUUUUGUAGCACUCAUCUGCUACACACCAAAAACAUCUCUGAGACCGCCACAUUUUGUAGAGCCGGCAACAUGAGUGUAGAAAUCCUUGACGGCAAGACCAUCAGGAGCUUCGUCGAGGACGAGGGCGCCUUCAACUCCUCCGUCGAUGGCCGGUUCGCCGCCCUCGACACCAACCGUGACGGCCUCCUCUCCUACUCGGAGAUGGCAAAGGAGCUCAUGAGCCUCAGGGUCCUUGAGAAGCAUUUCGGUGUUGAUGAGGCCGCCAUGAGCUCCGAUGAACUCGUGGAGAUGUACCGUGGCUUGUAUGCGCGGUUCGACCACGACGGCAAUGGCACGGUGGACUUGGAGGAGUUCCGGGCCGAGAUGAAGGAGGUGAUGCUCGCCGUCGCCAAUGGGCUCGGGUUCCUGCCUGUUCAGAUGGUGGUGGAGGAAGGCAGCUUCCUCAAGGUGGCUGUGGACAGGGAGCUGGCCAAGGCAGCCUGAAGCACAACAGUUUUGCAGCAAUAUUUUUUUUUACAUGUCUACUAUUUAUAAUUUUGUCAUUGCAUUCUUAUUCUGGAUUGAGCUAUUUCAUUUGCUAGUUAUUAUUGGCACACGGCAGAAACCAGGAGGUUGUAAUACUGUACUUUACAUAUCACACAAGCUAGCUGAACAAAUGGAAAUGUUGUGCGGAAUGCUCGUGAAAUCCUACAUUUGGGAAUAAAACUAACAGUUCUGGAAA
Oryza sativa Japonica Group (Japanese rice) is the source of this 965-nucleotide messenger RNA. RefSeq lists its product as uncharacterized. The record is from RefSeq and is a predicted model, not a curated record. NCBI's taxonomy places the organism in Eukaryota, Viridiplantae, Streptophyta, Magnoliopsida, Poales, Poaceae. Gene Ontology annotation, molecular function: calcium ion binding.